Solanum dulcamara is the source of this 836-nucleotide messenger RNA. Its product is annotated as 17.8 kDa class I heat shock protein. The transcript has a single exon. The record is from RefSeq and is a predicted model, not a curated record. Gene Ontology annotation, biological process: protein folding; response to heat; response to hydrogen peroxide. Bases 139 to 603 code for a protein of 154 amino acids. NCBI's taxonomy places the organism in Eukaryota, Viridiplantae, Streptophyta, Magnoliopsida, Solanales, Solanaceae.
ACUUAGAAGUAUGGAGAAAUUGCUACACACUCCUCUAAGAAGCUAUAAAUAACUACCAGGUCCUCCUCCAUCAACCAUCAAAAUUGUAAAGCAAACACCCUUCAGCAAGCACAGAAAAUUCUCAAAAGCUCACUGAAAAUGUCACUGAUCCCACGAAUCUUCGGCAAUCGACGAAGCAGAAGCAUGUUCGAUCCAUUCUCAGUGGACGUGUUUGAUCCUUUCAGGGAAUUAGGCUUCCCUGGUACCAAUUCAGGGGAGACCUCUGCAUUUGCUAACACUCGAAUAGACUGGAAGGAAACUCCGGAGGCUCAUGUGUUCAAGGCGGAUCUCCCUGGGCUUAAGAAGGAGGAAGUGAAAGUGGAGAUCGAAGAAGACAGGGUUCUUCAAAUCAGCGGAGAGAAGAAUGUGGAGAAAGAAGAUAAGAAUGAUACUUGGCAUCGUGUGGAGCGAAGCAGCGGGAAAUUCAUGAGAAGAUUUAGACUUCCGGAGAAUGCAAAGAUGGAUCACGUUAAGGCUUCUAUGGAGAAUGGAGUGCUUACUGUUACUGUUCCCAAGGAACAAGUGAAGAAGCCCGAGGUCAAGUCCAUUGAGAUCUCUGGUUAGGCGCUGUAUCUGGAAAAAAAAAUCACUUGUGGAUUAACUAGUACUAUAUGAUGUAAUAGGAAAAAAUAAAUUGAAUCCGUCGUUUACUUGUUUGAAGUUGCUCUGUUUUUCUAUCCAAGUUUUGAGUCGACUCUGUUUCUUGCCUAAUUUUGUAGUUGAUUGAUGUACUUCCUUCAAAAUUCCAUGUUGACAAUGUAAUAGUGGUGUUGUAUUAUCCUUUUAUUCUGUUCAAA